AUGGCAAGCUUGACGGCUGCACCAUCGAAGAAGACAAGUAAAGGAAGUUCAAGUGCACAAUCAGUAAAAUUUGCACGUAGAACGUCUAGUGGACGAUAUGUUAGCAUGUCUAGAGAAGACAUUGAUUUGUCGGGUGAAUUGUCAAGAGAUUACAUGAAUUAUACUGUACAAAUCCCGCCUACGCCUGAUAAUCAGCCAAUGGAUAUGUCUAUUGCUGCUAAAGCAGAAGAGCAAUAUGUUUCUAAUUCAUUAUUUACAGGAGGAUUCAACAGUGUCACUCGCGCACAUCUUAUGGAUAAGAUCAUUGAAUCUGAAGUUUAUCAUCCUCAAAUGGCUGGAUCCAAAGGAUCAUCAUGUUCCAUGCCUGCUUGUGAUGGAAAGAUCAUGAAAGAUGAAAGGGGUAAUGAUGUCAUCCCAUGUGAAUGCAGGUUCAAAAUAUGUAGAGAUUGUUACAUGGAUGCACAAAAAGACGUUGGUCUAUGCCCCGGUUGCAAAGAAGCUUACAAGGUAGGGGAUCUUGAUGACGAGAUCCCAAAUUUUUCUAAUGGAGCAUUGUCAUUACCGGCACCAGAUGGUUCGAAAGGUAUGAUUAGGAGAAAUCAAAAUGGAGAGUUUGAUCACAACAAAUGGUUGUUCGAGACACAAGGCACUUACGGGUAUGGAAAUGCUUAUUGGCCUGAUGAUAGGGAUGGAGAUGAUGGUGAUAGAAGUAUGCCUAAGAACAUGUUGGAUACAUCUGCUGAUAUACCUUGGAAACCCCUCAGUAGGGUGUUGCCAAUGUCACAUAGCAUCAUUAGCCCUUAUAGGUUGCUAAUUUUUAUUCGACUAGUACUACUAGGAUUCUUCUUGGCAUGGAGAAUACAACAUCCAAACCCGGAGGCAAUGUGGUUAUACGUGAUGUCAAUUAUAUGUGAAAUAUGGUUUGCAUUUUCAUGGCUUCUGGAUCAGAUGCCCAGGAUAUCGCCAGUUAAUCGGUCUACUGACCUAGUGGUACUACGCGAGAAAUUUGAAAUGCCAUCACCAUCCAAUCCUUUAGGUAGGUCAGAUCUACCAGGAGUUGAUAUAUUUGUAUCAACGGCUGAUCCAGAGAAAGAGCCGCCCCUUGUCACAGCCAACACUGUCCUAUCCAUCUUAGCAGCUGACUAUCCCGUGGAGAAGUUAGCUUGCUAUGUCUCAGACGAUGGCGGUACCCUUCUAACAUUUGAGGCAAUGGCAGAAGCUACUAGCUUUGCUGAUUUGUGGGUACCAUUCUGCAGGAAACAUGCUAUUGAGCCUAGGAAUCCUGAAGCCUAUUUUCUCCUCAAGGGAGACCCUACAAAGAACAAGAAGAGAGGUGAUUUCGUCAAAGAUAGACGAAGGGUAAAAAGAGAAUAUGAUGAAUUUAAGGUAAGAAUAAACAGUCUGCAAGAUUCAAUAAGAAGGAGAUCAGACGCGUUUAAUGCUCGAGAAGAAAUGAAGAUGUUAAAGCAGAUGAAAGAGAAUGAGACUGAUCUUGCAGAGGCAAUCAAAGUGCAAAAGGCUAUUUGGAUGGCUGAUGGAACUCACUGGCCUGGCUCAUGGUCUAUCCCCAGCAGGGAUCAUCGCAAUGGUGAUCAUCCCGGGAUCCUUCAGGUAAUGUUGAAACCCCCAAGUAGUGAUCCCCUAAUGGGAGGGGGUGAUCAAGAUAAGCUAUUAGAUUUUUCGGAUGUGGACAUAAGGCUUCCAAUGUUUGUGUAUGUGUCGCGUGAGAAGAGACGUGAGUAUGAUCACAAUAAAAAAGCAGGUGCCAUGAAUGCCCUAGUAAGAGCUUCUGCCAUUUUAUCUAAUGGUGCAUUCAUACUCAACCUUAAUUAUGAUCACUAUAUAUACAACUGCUUAGCUAUUCGUGAAGGCAUGUGUUUCAUGAUGGACAGAGGUGGAGAAGACAUAUGUUUUAUUCAAUUCCCUCAACGAUUUGAAGGAAUCGAUCCCUCUGAUCGUUAUGCCAAUCACAACACAGUGUUUUUUGAUGGAAAUAUGCGCGCCCUUGAUGGUCUACAGGGUCCUAUGUACGUUGGGACGGGCUGCAUGUUUAGGCGAUUUGCACUUUAUGGAUUCGAACCAACAAAACCAGAUAAGACACCACAAAAAGAUGCAGAGGCUGAAGCAUUAAAAGCCACAGAAGUUGAUUAUGACUUCGAUGUGAAUAUACUAACUAAGAAAUUUGGUAACUCCACAAUGUUAGCUGAAUCUAUUCCAAUUGCUGAGUUCCAAGGUCGUCCUAUCGCUGAUCACCCUGCUGUCAAGUUUGGACGACCUCCUGGUGCUCUUAGAACCCCAAAGGAACCACUUGAUGCCACUAACGUAGCCGAAGCAGUCUCUGUUGUAUCUUGUUGGUAUGAAGAAAAUACAGAGUGGGGUACUCGAAUGGGAUGGAUUUAUGGUUCAGUGAUGGAAGAUGUGGUUACUGGAUACCGGAUGCACAAUCUUGGAUGGCGUUCUAUAUAUUGCAUCACCAAACGCGAUGCAUUCCGUGGAUCAGCUCCUAUAAAUCUAACAGAUAGACUACAUCAAGUACUACGUUGGGCUAUAGGUUCAGUUGAAAUCUUUUACUCAAGAAACAAUGCAAUUCUUGCAUCGCGAAAACUCAAAUUCCUCCAACGUCUUGCUUACCUUAACGUUAGCAUUUAUCCUUUCACUUCAUUUUUCCUCGUCGUCUUCUGUUUUCUCCCUGCACUCUGCCUCAUAUCCGGUCAAUUCAUUGUCCAAAAUUUCAACGUCACGUUCCUAGUAUAUCUAUUAACCAUAUUUAUCUGUAUCAUUGGUUCAGCUAUGUUAGAGGUAAAAUGGUCAGGGGUUGCUUUAGAGGAUUGGUGGAGAAAUGAACAAUUUUGGGUUAUUUCAGGUACUAGUUCUCAUCUUGCAGCUGUUGUGCUAGGUCUACUUAAAGUAUUCAUGGGAUGUGAAACAUCAUUUACUCCUACAUCUAAAUCCGUAAGAGAAGACGUUGAUGAAGCGUAUGCUGAAUUGUACAUGGUGAAAUGGACACCAUUGAUGAUACCGCCUAUAGUCAUUGGUAUGGUUAACAUAAUUGCAAUUGUUGUUGCAUUUUCUAGAGCGAUAUUCGCCAUUGUACCUCAAUGGGGAAAAUUCAUUGGUGGUGCAUUUUUCGCGUUUUGGGUGUUGGCUCACUUGUAUCCUUUUGCUAAAGGACUGAUGGGUAAAAGAAGAAAAACACCCACAAUUGUGUUUGUUUGGUCAGGUCUCAUUGCAAUAACAAUCUCAUUGCUAUGGAUAGCUUUUGGUAACCCACAAGCUGGUCCUGGUGCUGUACAAGGGGUUGCUGGUGGUGGCUUUCAAUUUCCUUAACUAAAUUUAAAUCAAAUAUG
Solanum stenotomum is the source of this 3347-nucleotide messenger RNA. Its product is annotated as cellulose synthase-like protein D4. The transcript has 6 exons. The record is from RefSeq and is a predicted model, not a curated record. The coding region runs from base 1 to 3327 and encodes 1108 amino acids. Gene Ontology annotation, cellular component: trans-Golgi network; plasma membrane. Gene Ontology annotation, molecular function: cellulose synthase (UDP-forming) activity; mannan synthase activity. Gene Ontology annotation, biological process: cellulose biosynthetic process; plant-type primary cell wall biogenesis. NCBI's taxonomy places the organism in Eukaryota, Viridiplantae, Streptophyta, Magnoliopsida, Solanales, Solanaceae.